AUGUUCCUGGAAAAAAUCAAUCAGAAAACCGGAGAAAGAGAAUGGGUGGUGGCCGAGGAGGAUUACGAUAUGGCCCAAGAGCUAGCGAGAAGUCGUUUCGGUGACAUGAUUCUAGACUUCGAUCGAAAUGAUAAGUUUCUCGAAGGACUGAAAACAACAAUUCCUGAAAAGAAAAGAGAAAACGAAGAUGGAAAAGUUCAUGUUUUAGAUAUUGGAACAGGAACCGGUUUAUUAUCUCUGAUGGCUGCUCGUGAAGGUGCUGACAAAGUUACGGCAUUGGAAGUAUUCAAACCAAUGGGAGAUUGUGCACGACAUAUAACUGGACACAGUGAAUGGGCUGACAAAAUUACAGUGAUUUCUGAAAGAUCAACAGAUGUUUCUCAAAUUGGAGGAUCUCCUGCAGAUAUUAUUGUUGCGGAGGUGUUUGACACAGAGCUGAUUGGAGAAGGAGCAUUGAGAACGUUCAAAGAAGCAUUGAAAAGAUUAGCGAAACCAGGAUGUCGAGUUGUUCCAUCUAGUGGGAAUGUGUAUAUUGUUCCUGUGGAGAGUCAUCUUCUCAAAAUGUUCAAUACUAUCCCGAGGUUGAAUGGAGCUGAAGAUGAACACCCACUCGGUAAUUGUUCUGGCACCGCAGCUGUCUUCGAUGUUCAAUUAUCCGAAGUGAAAACUCAUGAAUUCCAAGAGCUCUCUGAUCCCAUCGUUGCUUUCAAAUUCGACUUUGAGCACGAAGAAAAGAUAAUUUUCGAUGAGUCAUUUGUUCGGAAAGCCACAGCUCACUCAUCCGGUACCAUUGAUGCUAUUCUUAUGUGGUGGGAUAUUGAUAUGGAUGGAACUGGCAAAACUUUCAUUGAUAUGGCACCGAAAUGGAAGAAUCCAGAUAAUUAUGCAUGGCGUGAUCACUGGAUGCAAGCAGUUUAUUAUCUCCCCCAAAAGAAAAAAGUAGAGAUGGGUCAGACUUUUGAAAUCGUGUGCAAUCACGAUGAAUUCAGUAUUUGGUUCAGUGAAGUUGGAAAAGAUACCACUAGAACCUAUUGUGUCUGUGGAUUACACUCAAUGUUGAGCCGACAAACAGUGUAUCAUAUCAAUGAAAUGUUUGAAAAUCACAGUUUUCGAGCAGAAGUCAACAGGCUCUCCAAUAAUCUCCACGUGACAACUGUUGGCGAGGGCUCGUUUUUGGGUCUCCUUGCAGCAAAAACAGCGAAAAAAGUGACGAUAAUUGAAGGCAAUGAGCGAUUCCGGGACAUUUUCUAUAGAUAUAUUCAAUACUACAACUUGAAAAAUGUGGAAAUAAUUGAAAAAGCGACAAACUUAACGGAAACACCAGAUAUCAUUCUCGCCGAACCAUUCUACGUGUCUGCUAUGAAUCCAUGGAGUCAUCUCAGAUUUCUGUAUGAUGUUGAAGUAUUGAGGAUGCUUCAUGGUGAUGAACUGAAAGUCGAACCACAUGUUGGAACGCUGAAAGCGCUUCCCGAGUGCUUCGAAGAUCUACACAAAAUUGCUGCUGACGUUGGAACAGUAAAUGGAUUCGAUUUAUCAUUUUUCGAUGGAAUCUCAACAAAAGCAAGAGCUGCUACCGACGCGAUUGUUGACGAGCAAUCACUAUGGGAAUACGCUGGAACGGUAAAAGGAGAACCAGUUGAACUACUGACUUUCCCGGUUGAUGGGAAAAUUCUAAGCAGGAAAUGCGCAGUAAGAAUGGAAAAAAUGAACUCGUCUAAUGGAAUCCCAAUAUGGAUGGAGUGGCAGUUUGGAAACGUUACACUAUCUACAGGUCUUCUGUCUGUUUCUGAUUCUGGAGAACCUGAAUGGAAUAAAGGAUACAAACAAGGAGUCUACUUCCCGAUAUCAGAUCUCCAAAACGAGCAGUCUCUGAAUCUACGAGCGCUUUUUGAUAACUCUUCUGGAGAUAUUACUUUCCAAUUUUCUAAAGUUUAG
Messenger RNA from Caenorhabditis remanei, 1935 nucleotides. RefSeq lists its product as uncharacterized. The transcript has 10 exons. Lineage: Eukaryota; Metazoa; Nematoda; Chromadorea; Rhabditida; Rhabditidae. The coding region runs from base 1 to 1935 and encodes 644 amino acids. Gene Ontology annotation, biological process: peptidyl-arginine methylation. Gene Ontology annotation, molecular function: protein-arginine omega-N monomethyltransferase activity. The record is from RefSeq and is a predicted model, not a curated record.